UAUUGUGCGAUGGACGUAUAGUGCGUGUAUUGUCAAUUGUAACAUUAUCUGAAUUAUUUAAUAUGAGGACAAUAAUGAGUGCGAAAGAAGGGAUACUGAUAUUUCAUAUUGUUGCAAUAUUAGCAAUCCAAGCUACGGAGGUGAACGUGAGCGGCGAAUGGAAAACUGAUCUCGGCUGGGAGGUGACAUGCGGUUGGCAGACCUUGUCUAACGAUACCUUGCAAUCCGUGCGACUCUAUCACAAUGGCCAACAGUUUAUGAUAUAUAGGCCAGAAAAACAUGGACCUUCGAAGACCGAGGUGUUCCGAGCUCCUGAUCACUAUAUUAACAUUGACUGUGCGGUGACCUCAGAGAGAGGUCAAACCGGAAGAUGUGUACUCACAUUGGAGCCUUAUCAGCCACCAUCGGAUGAUUCUACUUAUACCUGUGAAGUCUCGGGCGAGAGGCCUAUGUUCCGUAUCGGCAAGAUGGACUAUCUUCUCAAGUCUCUAGUGGUACCAAGUGAUGCACGCUUAGAGAUCAAAGCUUCGGAAGAUCUUGCUUCUCCACGAGUGACGCUUAACUGCUCAACCGAAGGUCUACCAGCGCCCACGUUGAAUUGGAUAGUUGGAGGUGAUAAGAUACAAGCAGAUUUCAAUCGACGUGAAUGGAAUGCGACCUCAAAACUGUGGCACGCUUGGUCGUCUCUUUCAUACACAAGAACUGAUCCGACACAAACAGUCACGUGUUUGCCAGAAAUAACACGGAACAAUGAUACUAUUAAAGGGAAACCCGCUGUGUAUAACUCAGCUUCUUUAAUAGGUUUCAACAAAUUAAUACUACUUACGGCAAUCCUGAAUCGUCUAAGAUGAUACAAUCCAAGGAUACUUAAUAAAACACGUUAUUUUUUUAA
This is a messenger RNA of Pieris rapae (cabbage white), 892 nucleotides long. RefSeq lists its product as uncharacterized. Bases 63 to 851 code for a protein of 262 amino acids. The transcript is spliced from 6 exons. NCBI's taxonomy places the organism in Eukaryota, Metazoa, Arthropoda, Insecta, Lepidoptera, Pieridae. The record is from RefSeq and is a predicted model, not a curated record.